GGCGGGUGAGCCCUUCCUCGACACGCAGCUGGCAGAGCUAAAGCUAUGGAGAGUUGAAUCCACUUCAGUUUGUCUCCCCGAGCCACCGUCAGAGGCAGUCUCCCAGGGAGAGCAUGAGCCUCAACUCCCAAGAGUGGAAGGCAGCAAGGAAAAGAGACUUUAGUACAGCAGCUCCAAGAUCCUGGCUCUGCUCUAAGGACAGCUCCAGGACAGUUUGAGGGCUCAGAAAGGUUUGAGCUCACCUGCCUUCCCUGGGAUGAAGCCUCAGCCCUGCCCAGCCCACAUUCGCAGACUUCCUCAUACUUCAGGAGUUUUUUCCUGUGAUUUCUUUUGAUACCCACACUGUUACUUUUCCAAGCUCCUGCUUUGGCUGCUGCUCUCAAAUGGCACUUGGUGACUGGUCUCUCCUUAUGGUUUUGUUAAAAAAUAGGUUAUUUUGUUAGAAAUCUAAUUUGCAUGUUAAGGAUCUCCCCACCACCACCACCACGGGCAGCAUGGAAAGCAUGCAGGAGCUCCAGAACCCGCUCUUGGCCAAAUCCAAUGGCCACCUUCGCAGCAGCUAUUCUUACCACCAGCACCACAGCCAGGACUACCCCAGCCACCGCUGCCAGGGGAAACUGUAUUCCUACAUAUUCCAAAACACUGGUGGUGCCAGGACUCACCAGCUGCUGGAUGCCAGUUCCCUGCAGCUGGCUGUUGAAGCUUUGUACGGCCCCAGUUUCAUCCUUGUGAAGGAUGAGACUGCUCUCAAGGCCAAGGACAGCAAGAUGGAAAGCUGUGAGACCACUUUUACGGAAAGCAAAGAGUCACCAUCUGAAGCUCCUGAAGGGCAAGAGGCACAAGGGUCCUGCCUGGUAGAGAGUGACAUCCGUAUCCAAACUGUUUCCUAUGAGGUGGAGGAAGAGGAGCUCCAGGAGUAUGAGAGCGACUCCUCCAGCGACAGCGAAAGCGAGGAUCAUUUCCUGAUGCUUCCCCCCCGGGACCACUUGGGCUUGGCCCUUUUCUCCAUGCUGUGCUGCUUCUGGCCCCUGGGGAUUGCUGCCUUCUACUUCUCCCAAGGGACCAGCAAGGCUGUCUCCAAAGGAGAUUUUCAUCUGGCCAGUUCAGCUUCCCGCCGAGCUCUCUUCCUUGCCGCGCUCUCCAUAACCAUUGGCACAGGAGUGUACAUCGGGGUGGUGGUAGCACUGAUUGCUUAUCUCUCGAAAGGCAGCCACGUGUAGCUGCCACCUGCAUGUCACUGCCAUCCCUGGCCGCUGACCCUUCUGGGACUGAGCUUUCCUGCAGAGCACCGAGCACCAGCGCCUGCGAGGGCUGCUUGCACAGCAGGGCCCCAGCAUGGAUGUCCUGUGCAGGUUUCUUCCUCUUUCAGACAAACAGUAGACCCCUGUUCUCCCUGAACUUGUGGUGUGUGACCAUCUAACAACAGGGAAUUGAGCACCAGCCUGGCUGCUGGGACAAGGAGGAGCACAUUUGCCUGGUGGAAGAUGUGCAGGAGGGAAACCAUGCGCUGCUGCUGGGCUGGUGCAACCACCCCAGUCUGGGGCUACAGCUUCCCUUCUCAGCCCCGCAGCUGGGAGAUCCAUCACUUGCCCAGGCUUGGCCCAUGAAGGGUACACACAGGAAGAAGAGGGAGUAUGGUGCCAGGGAAUGACUGCUGCUUCUUCUGGGAGUCCUGCUGGGGUCUCCAGAGUCCUGUGAUGGGGACAACAUUCUCACUUCAGUGCCGUGGGGUGGCCUGACCCCUCAGCUGCAGUGAAGUAGGAGGACAGAGCACGGACAAGACCAACAGGCAUGCUCUCUGCAUCCAUCGGCAGACAGACCCCCAAUCCACAGCAGAACAUCCCAGUUCCUGGUCUAUCCCAGAUCAGAAGCAGGAGGAAGGCAGGCUGGUGGUUGCACACCAUCUCUCCCAUUGUUGGUGCAAGCUGGUAGAGACAGCAAGGUUUUCUCUGUGUUAAUAGUGACUGCUAUGGUGAUCCCAAGUCAGAGCCCUCAUAAGGUUGCUGUCCCAGAGUGCUGGGCCCUCAAAAGUUUUUUAAUGGAAAUCUCUAUCUAAGAAGUGUCCUGGGAGGGGUGCUGGCCUUGAAAGGUUCCACUCCUAGUGCUAGGUCAGGGCCCUGCACACGAAGAGAAAUGGAAAGAAAAGGAUGACAAAACCUGCAGAAUCUGGGGUGGGAGUUCUGCUUGUGAGGGGAAUGAGAUCCAGAGAAGGAAGAGGUGUGGAAGGAGCCUGAGACACAGGGUGACCUCAACACACUCCUUCCCAUGCCUUGGAGAGAGGUAUCUCCAUCCAUCCAAAAGUCUCUGGUAACAAGGAAAUACCAAGCACCCCCACCCUGGCCCAUACAUCUUACUUUUGCUUAUUUGUAUAUUGUCAGCAACACAUUAAAUGCUUCAGAAAUGGGUAUGAAGGCAAUGGUUGCCCCAAAGGGCUGGCGUUAAGAAGCCAUGCCUUGCCCCUUACUCUCCAGCAUCCACCUUUGACCAUCCCUCCUCUCUCUGGCUCUCCUGUUGCCUCUUGUCCCCAUGUGCAGGAGACUGCAGGCAGACUCUGGGCAUCCCUCAUCCCCUUCCCAGAGUUUCUGGGCAGGCUGCAGCCAGCUUUGCAAGAGAGGCAGCAUGUUCCUCCAGCUGGGUGCCAUUCAAAUGUACAUUUCAUCCUAAAGAAGCAUGUUAAUGUCUGCGAUUGCCAUUGUACUUGAGCCAUAAAAGAGAGAAGUGCAUCAGAGACCUGUACAGAAGUUGGUCUGAAAGUUCCCAUUAUGUUUUUUAACAUGGAAGAACUAAUAAAAAAAGCAGGAGAAAAGAGUCUGUUUAUAAUAAUGUGGAGCUGGCUGUCAAAGAGGUGAGCUUCACAAGAAUGCCGCACUCACUUAAACCUGAGAUGUUUAUGCUGUUCCUGAAGGAAGUUAUAAUCUAGCUGGUGUCUGGGUAUCUUGGAGGGAGGUGUAUUUCAAUGCAGAUCACAGUGGGCAAAUACCACCGAGAGCAGAAUGGUGGUGUAAGCUUUUUUUCCCCUGUGUAGUUGGACAAGAAUUAGGGAGAAAGACUGGAGCAUCUGUGUGUAGUAGAAGCAUAAAAUCUGCUUGAAGAGGGGCAGAAAAAUACAAACAACAGGAGGAAAUAAGGAGAUUUCUUUCU
Onychostruthus taczanowskii (white-rumped snowfinch) is the source of this 3141-nucleotide messenger RNA. It is a transcript of the gene SYNDIG1L, whose product is annotated as synapse differentiation inducing 1 like. Gene Ontology annotation, cellular component: intracellular membrane-bounded organelle; membrane. The record is from RefSeq and is a predicted model, not a curated record. The transcript has 8 exons. The coding region runs from base 495 to 1220 and encodes 241 amino acids. Lineage: Eukaryota; Metazoa; Chordata; Aves; Passeriformes; Passeridae.